Trichosurus vulpecula (common brushtail) is the source of this 2232-nucleotide messenger RNA. RefSeq names its product GATA zinc finger domain containing 1 (gene GATAD1). Gene Ontology annotation, cellular component: nucleus. Gene Ontology annotation, molecular function: sequence-specific DNA binding; zinc ion binding. The coding region runs from base 103 to 978 and encodes 291 amino acids. The record is from RefSeq and is a predicted model, not a curated record. NCBI's taxonomy places the organism in Eukaryota, Metazoa, Chordata, Mammalia, Diprotodontia, Phalangeridae. Gene Ontology annotation, biological process: chromatin organization; regulation of DNA-templated transcription. The transcript has 5 exons.
GGGGGCGCGGGCCGAGGCUACAGCGGCGGCGAGCGCGUCGGCCCCACGGUCGCGAUUCCCGUGUCGCUGAGGCCCCGGGGGCCGCCCGCGCCGCCGGCCGCCAUGCCGCUGGGCCUGAAGCCCACGUGCAGCGUGUGCCGGACCACGUCGUCGUCCAUGUGGAAGAAGGGCGCGCAGGGCGAGAUCCUCUGCAACCACUGCACGGGUCGCGGCGGGGCCGCCGGGGGCGCGGGCGCGGGCACGGCGGGCGGGGCCGGGGGCAUAGCGGGCGGCGGGGGCGCGCCCGGCGCGGGGGCGGGCACGGCGGGCGGCGGAGGCGCGCCCGGCGGCGGCCACGGCGGGCCGGGAUCGGGCUUCGCCGGCACCUCGGCAGCGGCCUCGCAGCAGAGCAAUGGCGGCGGCGGGAGCGGCAAGCAGAGCAAGCAGGAGAUUCACCGGCGCUCGGCGCGCCUCCGCAACACCAAGUACAAGUCGGCCCCGGCGGCCGAGAAGAAGGUGUCCACCAAGGGCAAGGGCCGCAGGCACAUCUUCAAGCUGAAGAACCCCAUCAAAGCUCCUGAAGCAGUUUCCACCAUCAUUACUGCAGAAUCAAUAUUUCACAAGGGAGUGUAUUAUCAAAUUGGAGAUGUUGUUUCUGUAGUUGAUGAACAAGAUGGAAAAACAUACUAUGCUCAGAUAAGGGGCUUUAUCCAGGACCAGUACUGCGAGAAGAGCGCGGCACUAACAUGGCUCAUCCCCACAAUGGCCAGUCCCAAAGAUCAGUUUGAUCCAGCAUCUUAUAUUAUAGGACCAGAAGAAGAUCUCCCAAGGAAGAUGGAAUAUUUGGAAUUUGUUUGUCAUGCACCUUCAGAAUAUUUCAAGUCUCGAUCCUCCCCAUUCCCCACUGUUCCCACUAGACCAGAGAAAGGGUACAUAUGGACUCAUGUUGGGCCUACUCCUGCAAUAACCAUUAAGGAAACAGUUGCCAACAACUUGUAGUCUGGGAUGGCUUUUUAAGACUCCGUUUUCCUCUGUCCACUAUGCACACCAUUACAGGAUGUCCUGCGGCGUACUUACAUUGAUGGCUAGUUGAAGAAAUAACUUUUUAAAAAACCUUUCAUUAUUACCAAAUGGGCAGAUAGUAUCUUCUUGGACAUAGUUAGCUUUUUCUUCGCUCAUUUUUAAUCAGCCUUUUUUUUAGAAUUAUUCUGAAGAAGUACCUAUAUAGGCUAGGGUAGGAUAGGAUGGGUGUCUCUUGUGCUGAGCUAGGUUCUCCUGCAGUAGAGGAAGCUUCUGAUGGAGGUGGCCCCUGCUUCUCACAGGAUAGAUUCCUGUCAUCAGUGUGAUGAUGCAGGUGCUAGCUUCCCAUCCCAAAGUAUUACUUAGUUAAUUCUCAGUCCUUAGACCCCAGUCAUAGUCUUAAUUUGACCAGUAUGUCAUAAAAACAAAUAGAAAACUAUAAACAUUUUGUAAGACUCACUUGGAAAUCUGACCGUGACAUACAUUGAAUAUGUAUUACUGAAUUGUAAUUAUGACCUUUAACUAAUAUGGUAGCUAGAAAGACGUUGGGGGAGUAGUCUUGACACACCAGAUAUCUUUAUGAAAGCUUUCCAACAAAGUUUGAGCCGAUGCCUUUCUUUGCUUAUUCCAGGCAACCCUGGAUAGUCCUUAAAGUGCCACAGGAGUGGUUAAGUUGGCUAGUUGUUCAUGGUAGUUUCUCUUACUGAGAAACAUUUUUAAAGGGUGACCACAUUCCCUACCUCUUCAGUUUGUUCAAAACUGCUGCUCGUUACCAGAUCAGACUAAAGGCUAUCAGUGUACCGCAUGACCAAAUCAUAAUCCUUUUAAAAAAAAAAAAGGAUCUUAGAAACAUUUCUCGUGAAUGUGUAGAGUGGAGUGAGCUCAGCCCCAGGAUGUGAAGCAGUCAGAGGUGGGGGCCUGCGUUUGCCUGCCUACAACGGCCUUUCCUUUGGCUCUGAUUGAAUCCACCUACUUGUUAGGCAAAAACUGUGAGUGACAUUUCAUCCCCCUGGUUUUAAAAUAUAAAAGUUUUAACAUCAUCUCUUAUCCCUUUCCUGUACACACUUUGUUUUGUGUCUGGUACAACUGACUGUAAUUGUCUUAAAAUUCAUUGUAUUUUAGCACUCUAUUUAUGUCUUCUACAUAGUUGUGAGUCAUUGUAAAUACCAUUGUAAAUAAUUCAGAUAUACCAAUGCCUAAAACUUUUGGAUUAAAAUAUAUUUUUCAAAGCUA